AUGGCGAACGAGUAUAUAUCGCAGAAGGUCCUGAUGUAUGAGCCCACCGAGGAGGAAAUUAAAUUCUACCACAAAAAUCAGCACAAAAGCUUAAGGUUCAUUUUCUGUGGCAAAGAAUUGGACGAGUUCGAAAAGGGGAAAAUACAGGAGCUAAAGGAUUAUGUGAAUAAUUUAAAAAAAAAAGGGAAGGAUAGAGAAGGGGGAGAAACCUACGAGGCAGAAUUCAAGGAUACCAUUUUUGAAGAUGAUAAUUAUGUGCUCCGAUUCCUGCAAGGGAACGAAUUCCACUUUGAAAAAUGCUACUACGACAUGCAUAGGCACCUGGAGUGGCGAAAUGAGAACCUGCCUGUGAAGUACGACGAUAUGAAGGAUAUGUUGGAAAAGGGAUACAUCUACGUGCACGGGCGGGAUAAACAAAUGCACCCCAUAAUUGUUAUUAACUGCAAAACCUUUAUUUCUACGAAUCCGAAGGACGUUUUGAAGGUGGCCUACUACUGGAUGGAAUUCAUCAUAUCGAAUCUAUUCAUCGAAGGAAAAAUAGAGCAGUGGAGAGUCAUAAUUGACUUGUCUUCAUGUGGCGUGAUGAACAUCCCCAUCGGGACGUUAAGGGACAUUUCGAAAUGCCUGAGUUGUAAUUACAGAUCUAGGCUAGCCAAGAUGUUAGUCUUGAGCGCUCCUCUUUUUGUGACGGGCAUCUGGCACAUGAUGAAGUCAAUCAUCCCGGUCGUAACACAGCAGAAGAUAACAAUAUCGUCAUCGGAGGUUGAAAAGAAGCUCCUGGAGCAAGUGGACCUUGACCAAUUAGAGAGUAAUUCGACGGAGACACAUUUUGAAAAUGAGAUGAAUCUUUUUUUGUCCGACGCAUCGCGGGGGGGGCUGAAAAAAAUUCGGAGGAACCUGCGAAAAUGUAACCGUCUUCACUGA
This is a messenger RNA of Plasmodium inui San Antonio 1, 924 nucleotides long. RefSeq lists its product as hypothetical. The transcript has 10 exons. NCBI's taxonomy places the organism in Eukaryota, Apicomplexa, Aconoidasida, Haemosporida, Plasmodiidae. The record is from RefSeq and is a predicted model, not a curated record. Bases 1 to 924 code for a protein of 307 amino acids.